GUCAUCCUUCAUCGCUAAAUUUCGAGUUCCAUCUCUUUGUCCCCUUCCCUAUCCAAUUCGCCCUUGCUCGAAAUCAGGCCAUGGCCGCCGUCGAAGAAGCUACCGUCGCCGUCGAGGUUGCCGUCGAUCCGGCGGAGGCAGAUGCUCCGGCGGAGGAUCCCGCCGCCGAUAAGUCAAAAAAACCGAAAGCGGCCAAAGAGCCGAAACCUAAGAAGUCUGGUUCCAGUAGGAAGCCCAGGGUCCCGCCUAGUCAUCCCCCUUUCCUCGAGAUGAUAACGGAUGCGGUUGUUUCUCUGAAAGAGAAGACUGGAUCGAGCCAGUAUGCUAUAACUAAGUUCAUUGAAGAUAAGCACAAGCAGUUGCCUGGAACCUUCAGGAAAAUGCUCUUGUUUCACAUCAAGAAACUUGUUGCUGCCGGCAAGCUCGUGAAGGUUAAGAACUCGUAUAAGCUCCCUUCUAAGGCGGCGCCGCGUUCUAAGCCUGUUUCUGCUGCGCCGGCGAAGAAACCGGCUGCUGCCAAACCCAAGGCUCUUGCUGCCAAGAAGACAGCGAAGGCACCAGCCAAGACCACCUCCAAGGCGAAAGCAUCGGCUAAGCCGAAGGCCAAAGCGGCUGCGAAGCCGAAAUCGGCUGCCAAACCGAAGGCCAAGGUAGCUCCAAAGCAGAAAACAACUGCGGCGCCCAAGUCCACUGCAGCCGCGAAGCCAAAGCGGCCUCCGCCUAAGCCAAAGGCGGCGCCGGCAGGCAAAUCAGCAGCCGCGUCUAAGACCAAGGCCAAGGCGGCGGCUAAGCCACCAGCCAAGGUCGCGAGGACAUCGACAAGGAGCACUCCAGGGAAGAAAGCCCCUGCAAAGCCGACUCCGGCAGCAAAACCUGCUGCGAAAUCCAAGGCGAAGGCGGGCCCAGCGAAGAGCACGAAGAAGGCAAAGAGCACGAGGGCUCCGGCGGCGAGAACUUCGGCUAGGAAAGCAAAGAAGUGAUAGGGAUAGUUGAGGUUUUCUCAGGGUAGUAGAUCUGUAAAUUUGUUGUUGAGCUUGGCUAUUUACAGUCUUUAGAGAAGAUACAGAUUUUUUGGCCCUUUUUUAUUUCUCAGUACAUUAUAAAUGAGUUCUUCAAAGCCAUUUCGAUUAA
Diospyros lotus (date-plum) is the source of this 1131-nucleotide messenger RNA. RefSeq names its product histone H1-like. Gene Ontology annotation, molecular function: nucleosomal DNA binding; double-stranded DNA binding; structural constituent of chromatin. Gene Ontology annotation, cellular component: nucleus; nucleosome. The transcript has 2 exons. NCBI's taxonomy places the organism in Eukaryota, Viridiplantae, Streptophyta, Magnoliopsida, Ericales, Ebenaceae. The coding region runs from base 81 to 980 and encodes 299 amino acids. The record is from RefSeq and is a predicted model, not a curated record. Gene Ontology annotation, biological process: nucleosome assembly; negative regulation of DNA recombination; chromosome condensation.